UCGGCCGCGGGCGGAGGGCGGCGUGUGCCGUCGGGAGUUUCGAGCCAGCCGUGCUGCGGCUCCGCGGAGGGGCCGGCGGGCGGAGUGGGCCCGGAUCCGGGAGGCUUGAGGGGACGCGCCGGGGCGGCGAGGCUCGCGGCCUGAGGGAGACCAAGAGAAGGAACAUGACAUUUGGUGCUGGUGGACUUGCUUCGGAUUCAUGCCUUUUCAUUUGCUAAUUUUGUGAGUUGGGAGCAUCCCUGAAGAUGUCAACACUGAGGAUUUGGCUAACACAAGCUUUGCUUAUUUUUCUCACCACUGGAUCUAUAGGUCAAAUUGUGGAACCAUGUGGUUAUAUCUACCCCGAGUUUCCGGUUGUACAGCGUGGCUCUAACUUCACUGCCAUUUGUGUGCUAAAGGAAAAGUGUCUCCAGCAGUACGACGUGAAUGCUAGUUUCAUCGUGUGGAAGACAAACCAUGUUGCUGUUCCCAAGGAGCAGGUCACCGUCAUCAACAGAACCACGUCUAGUGUCACCUUCACAGACAUGAUCCUCCCGACGGUCCAGCUCACCUGCAAUGUCUUGUCAUUUGGGCAGAUCGAACAGAACGUGUACGGAACCACCGUACUUUCAGGCUUUCCCCCAGAUAUACCUACAAAUUUGAGUUGCAUUGUGAAUGAGGGGAAGAAUAUGCUGUGUCAGUGGGACCCAGGAAGGGAGACGUUCCUGGAAACAAACUACACGUUGAAGUCUGAGUGGGCAACAGAAAAGUUUCCUGAUUGUCUAACAAAGCAUGGCACCUCGUGCAUGGUUAGCUACCCUCCUAUCUAUUUUGUCAACAUUGAAGUCUGGGUGGAAGCAGAAAAUGCCCUCGGGAAGGUCUCAUCAGAGGGUAUCAAUUUUGAUCCCGUGGAUAAAGUGAAACCCAGCCCACCACAUAAUUUAUCAGUGAGCAACUCAGAGGAAUUAUCCAGUAUAUUAAAGUUAACAUGGAUCAAUUCAGGUUUUGGCAGUUCUUCAAGGCUGAAAUCCGACAUUCAAUAUAGGACCAAAGAUGCCUCAACUUGGAUCCAGGUUCCUCUUGAAGAUACAGAGUCUCCCCGAACUUCCUUCACCAUCCAGGACCUUAAACCUUUCACAGAGUAUGUGUUUAGGAUCCGCUCCAUAAAGGAGGAUGGCAGAGGCUACUGGAGCGACUGGAGUGAGGAGUCAAGUGGGGUCACGUAUGAGGACCGCCCAUCCAAACCGCCAAGUUUCUGGUAUAAGAUAAAUCCACCCCAUACUCCGGAAUCUAGAACUGCACGGCUCAUAUGGAAGGAAUUACCUCUUUCUGAAGCCAAUGGAAAAAUCUUGGAUUAUGAAGUGACUCUUACACAGUGGAAAUCAUUUUCACAAAAUUACACAGUUAAUGGUACAGAAUUGAUAGUAAAUCUCACAAAUAAUCGCUAUACAGCAUCUCUAGCAGCAAGAAAUAAGGUUGGCAGAUCAGAUCCAGCUGUCCUCACCAUCCCCAGCUCCCACUUCAAAGCCUCUCACCCUGUAGUGGAUCUUAGCGCAUUCCCAAAAGAUAAGAAGCUCUGGGUAGAAUGGACUCCUCCACCAAAACCUGCGAAGAAAUACAUAAUCGAGUGGUGUGUGUUGUCAGAUAACUCACCCUGUGUCCCAGAUUGGCAGCAGGAAGGUGGCACCGUGACACAGACCUACUUAAGAGGAAGCCUCCUGGAGAGCAAGUGUUACCUGAUCACCGUGACUCCGGUGUUCUCCAAUGGGCCCGGGAGCUCCGAGUCAGUAAAGGCCUACCUCAAACAGGCCGCACCUUCUAGAGGACCCAUUGUUCGGACAAAGAAAGUGGGGAAAAAUGAAGCUGUCUUAGAAUGGGACCAGCUUCCUGUUGAUGAACAGAAUGGAUUUAUUAGAAACUACUCUAUCUCUUAUAGAACCAUCAUUGGAAAUGAAAUUGUUGUGCAUGUGGACUCUUCCCACACAGAAUAUACACUGUCCUCCUUGAGUAGUGAUACGCUGUACAUGGUCCAAAUGGCAGCAUACACAGAUGAGGGUGGAAAAGAAGGUCCGGAAUUCACUUUCACAACACCAAAGUUUGCUCAAGGAGAAAUAGAAGCCAUAGUCGUGCCUGUGUGUUUAGCAUUCCUCCUGACGACUCUUCUGGGCGUCCUGUUCUGCUUUAAUAAACGAGACCUAAUUAAAAAACACAUCUGGCCUAAUGUUCCAGAUCCUUCAAAGAGUCAUAUCGCGCAGUGGUCACCUCAUACCCCCACAAGGCACAAUUUUAGCUCCAAAGAUCAAAUGUAUUCGGAUGGUAAUUUCACUGAUGUGAGCGUUGUGGAAAUAGAGGCCAACAACAAAAAGCCUUGUCCGGACGAUCUGAAGUCCCUGGACCUGUUCAAGAAGGAGAAAGUGAGCAUGGAAGGCCACAGCAGCGGCAUUGGGGGGUCUUCCUGCAUGUCGUCGUCCAGGCCCAGCAUCUCCAGCACCGAGGAGGCGGGGUCUGCUCAGAACACCGCCAGCACCGUGCAGUACUCCACCGUGGUGCACAGUGGCUACCGGCACCAGGUUCCCUCGGUGCAGGUCUUCUCCAGGUCCGAGUCCACCCAGCCCCUGCUGGACUCCGAGGAGCGUCCCGAUGAGCUGCAGUUGGCGGAUCCCGUGGACGUCAGUGAGGAGGUUCUGCCCAGGCAACAGUAUUUUAAACAGAACUGCAGUCAGCCGGAAGCCAGUCCAGAUAGUUCACAUUUUGAGAGGUCGGGCAGUGAGGAGGGUUCCGUCAGACUGAAGCCACAGCAGGUCUUAGGUCACAUCUCCCAGCCCUGCGGGUCUGAGCAGCGGAGGCUGUUCCAGGAAGGCCCUGCAGCAGACGCUCUUGGCCCAGGAACUGAUGGACAAGUAGAGCGGUUUCAACCGGUUGGAAUGGAGACAGCCAUGGAUGAAGAAAUUCCCAAGAGUUACUUGCCUCAGACUGUAAGACAAGGUGGCUACAUGCCGCAGUGAAAGACUGGCCUGCACAGCCUCAGCAGGUCCUGUGAAGGGAAGCUAAAAUCCUCGUCUGUGACUUCAGAUGAAAAAUCAGCUUCACUCCUGAAAAUUGUCAUUGCCCCUGAGGACAAAGUCUCAAGGGGCAUCUCCGUUCCAGAUGUCUGGGACUCUCCUCCAAGCACUACAUGAACUGACUUCAUCCUCUGAACAGCUGAAGGACUGUUUCAGGAUGUCUGCACUGAAGAAAACAAAGUGUGUCUGAGAUUUAGGAAGCUUUUUGUUUUGCUCCACAGAAAGCAGAAUUCUAAUGAGCCGAGGCAUAGUACAACGUGCUGGUUUAAUAAGACUAGUCAUCCAGAUGCCAGGAGCAAAGGUCUAGACCCUCUUCAGCCAGCAGCAUCAUUUAAAAGGGCCAUGGGGCAGACUGUCCAGAUUUUGUCGUUUGGCAAAAGAAAUAGUGAGGCCAGGUUCGUUUCUGGUUCUACAGUUAGAGAACAUUGCCUGCCCUGCUGUUUCUAUCAGAGCUGCCCGUUGUUACUGAAGGAAAGGACGAACUUUAAAAAUGAGCAACAGAGAAGUUCCCAUUUUCUUACUAUUACCCCAGACCUCUCACAACUCUGCUCAUUGAUAACCUCUUUAAAGUGAAUUUCACCAACCCUGUAGAGGGUGCUGAUAGGGCUCCAGUGAACUCCAGCUGUCAACCAGGGCACUAAUAGAGCUCCAGUGAACUCCAGCUGUCAACCAGGGCGCUGAUAGGGCUAGCAGUGAACUCCAGCUGUCAACCAGGGCUCUGAUAGGGCUAGCAGUGAACUCCAGCUGUAAACCAGCUCAAGCAUUUACAAAAUUGUUUAAGCUGCUGACAGUUUUCUGAAUGCACACAAACACCAGGACAGAUGAUUCCAAAGGCUGGUUGAGGAAGCACUUUAUACAGUAUGUAUUCAGCUCAAAAUGAUUUUAAUUGACUCCACCUUGUUUUUAUUUUCAAGAAUAGCAAGGUGUUUACUGAAGGACAGCAUUCACCACAGCCCCAAGCAGAACCCCAGAACACAAGCCGUCUUAAUGGCCGCCACAGUGGCUGAGGGCCUUGUCGAAUGGAGCUGAAGAAGCUGUAGGGUUUUGUAGAGUUUGCUGGGUGGGGAUUGAACCCAUGGCCUUGUACAUGCUAGACACUCUACCACUGAGCUCCCCACCCACACAUCUCAUUAUGUUGUUUAGGCUCAAGUGAUCCUCCUGUCCCAGCUUCCUGAGUACCUGGGACUUGGGGUGUGUGCUGCCACACCCAACAAGAGAUGGCAUUUUUAAUAUCUGCCAUUGCUGAGGUAGAGUUUUACAUGUGACUUAGGAGUAUCUUAAACCUAGUCCUUCUGGUUGCUUUGUGAAGGGACAGUCCAGGCAAUCCAGGGGUUAGGACUAAAGCCAUUAAUGUAUUUGUGCCUAACUUCCCAGUGUGACCUGGCCAGGGGCUAAAGGGAGAAGCUGAGUGGACAGGAAGGGGCUUCUCCGUUAGUGGCCGGUCACCACUAAGUGUGCUCACAGGAAAAGUUGGGAAGUUUCAGAGCAUGGGCACACUUGAGUAGUUCUGGCAAAAGGCUACGAAAAAUGAUACUCGUUAAGUUGGAUGCAGUUUUACCUUUUACUCUCAGAAUGUUGUUUAUAUUAGAUUUGCUGAUAUAUGUUAUCACUUCUAUUUUUAUAAUAGCUAAUACUUUUCUGAGUCCCUUCACAUGUAUAAUCCUUGUGAGACAGUAGACACUUUGUUCUAUAUUUUUGUUUAUAGUCAGUUGCCCACUUGGCAGAACCAACAUGAAACUGAGAAAAUGGCAGAAUUGAAAGUAGAUGAUGAAAAGUCAGGGGCAGAGAGGUCAGGUAGGGUCAAAGAGACCAGAAUUCACACUACAGAGCAGUGGCGUGAUCACAUUCAAACUGGACCUCAAAGCCUGGUCCAGAUCAAGACUGAAUUUUCUAUGUAUGUAUGUCAAGAAAUUAACACUUGUAAAUGUUUUGUUUUCUCACAGAGGUAGUCUAGUCAUGUUGCUGUAUUCAUGUUUAGCUAUAACCUUCCUCACAUUGAAUAGUGGUGCUGUGAACAUUGUAGUGUGACGUCUGCACUGGGGGCGGGGGGCAGUUAUCCAGUGUGAGUUUAUGAAUGAGAAUGAGCGACCAUUGAAGGAAGACCAAAAUAAAGCAAGUUUGCAUGUUGAAUCCCAUUCAGAAAAUGUCCCAGUGAGCCAGUGCCCCCACCAACGGAGAUGGUAGUGUGGCCACUGCAUGAAAACUCAUUCAGGAAAUGUAUAAUGGAUCAGCUUUGCCCUGAGAGAGAAAAACCAAUCGUGAAACUCAUCUUAAAUACAGACUUUGCUGCAGCAUGUUUUAGAAUAAUCUGGAUGCAUGUACCUUGUAUUUUAGGUAGACAAAGAAACUAUUCUGGCUUCUUUGUGUAAAACUAGUCUAAUAAAGCUAGUGUGUAGUUACUCUUUAA
Messenger RNA from Peromyscus eremicus (cactus mouse), 5448 nucleotides. RefSeq names its product interleukin 6 cytokine family signal transducer (gene Il6st). Bases 246 to 2984 code for a protein of 912 amino acids. The transcript has 17 exons. Lineage: Eukaryota; Metazoa; Chordata; Mammalia; Rodentia; Cricetidae. The record is from RefSeq and is a predicted model, not a curated record. Gene Ontology annotation, molecular function: cytokine receptor activity; cytokine binding. Gene Ontology annotation, cellular component: external side of plasma membrane; signaling receptor complex; membrane. Gene Ontology annotation, biological process: cytokine-mediated signaling pathway.